Pteropus alecto (black flying fox) is the source of this 1326-nucleotide messenger RNA. Its product is annotated as MLV-related proviral Env polyprotein. The transcript has a single exon. The record is from RefSeq and is a predicted model, not a curated record. The coding region runs from base 1 to 1326 and encodes 441 amino acids. Lineage: Eukaryota; Metazoa; Chordata; Mammalia; Chiroptera; Pteropodidae.
AUGGAUCCAGGGUUCACAUUCAAGGUGAAGCUAAUUCGCUCCACACCUAAUACUGAACCAAAAAUUGUUUUAGGCCCAAAUAAAGCCCUGUCUCGGCCGCAAAGCCCCCAAACACCCCUCCAAGAGAAUACUCCUCUCCCUCCCCAAAGCACUGCCUAUCAAGCCCGUUUGCCCCCAGUUAGGCUUUCCACAGGUGAGGCCCUAAAGGCCCUAGCUAAUGCCACUGCACAGUCCCUUAACACCUCGACCUAUGAGGAUUGCUGGAUGUGUUUUUCCCCUGUUCCCCCUCUUUAUGAAGGCAUUGCAACUGUCUCGCCAGACAUGACCUAUACCAAUGAUUCACGGCAGACACGCUGGGUGGACUCUCCCGGGCUUACAUUGGCCCAAUUGUCAGGAAUUGGCCUCUGCAUUCAUAGUACCUCAUUGCUUCUUCCCCCUGAAUUAUUGCCUAUUUGCAAUACCUCCCAUACGCCUCUAACACAACACCAUUUCCUUGUUGCUCCCCAAGGAAUGUAUUUUGCUUGCUCUUUUGGAAUAACCCCGUCUAUUGUCCCCCAGUUAUUGGUAGAAAAUCAUGAAUAUUGUGUCCUAGUUGUGCUGCUACCUAAGGUCUCAAUACAUCCUCCUGAAGAUUUGAUUCCCUUUUAUCAUAGUGCUCCGCGUGUCAAAAGGGAACCUGUAACUGCCAUCACUCUGGCAGUCCUCUUGGGGUUGGGGGCCACCGGAGCAGGGACCGGCAUUGCCUCUAUAAUUACUACAAAUCAACAAUUCCAUACCCUUAGCUUGGCCAUAGAUAAAGACAUUCAAAAUCUGCAAGAAGGCCUUGAUAACCUUAAAGAAUCUGUUGUUUCACUUUCUGAGGUAGUUCUUCAAAAUCGCCGCGGUCUUGACCUUCUAUUUCUUAAAGAAGGCGGUCUGUGCGCUGCCCUUAAAGAAGAAUGUUGUUUUUACAAAGAUAAAACUGGGUUAGUCCAAGACAGUAUUGAAAAAAUAAAGAAAAAUCUGGAGACCCGGCAAAAACAAAGAGAAAAGGACGAAGCCUGGUAUAAAAGUUGGGCCUCUAAAACCCCCUGGCUGUCCACCCUACUUCCUACUAUUCUCGGACCUCUAGCAGGGUUCCUCCUUUUACUGUCGAUUGGCCCCUGGGCAGUGCAAAAACUAACUGCUUUUAUUAAAGCACAGGUUAAUCAACUAAUUAAACCAGCUGUUGCCGUCCACUACCACCACUUGACAACUCAGGAUGAUGACGAUGUGGAGCAAGAUCCCCGGCACCCUAGAAAUCUUAACCCCUCUAAUACACCCCUGCGCCUGCAUCGGCUUCUUUAA